This is a messenger RNA of Fusarium poae, 2139 nucleotides long. RefSeq lists its product as uncharacterized. Bases 1 to 2139 code for a protein of 712 amino acids. Lineage: Eukaryota; Fungi; Ascomycota; Sordariomycetes; Hypocreales; Nectriaceae. The record is from RefSeq and is a predicted model, not a curated record. The transcript has 2 exons.
AUGACCUCACCAUUGUUAUCGUCUACAGCCUCGCCGCGCAAGAUUAUAUCCGAGAGUUCAGACCCUCGUAGCCUGGCCGGUGGUAAAUUAGCACAACUUGUUUCCAAGUUCGAGUUCCUUGAUGCUGUUGCUUCGGUUGGCAAUUCGCCUUGUGGUUUGUCAAAACCCAACCCCGUUGCUGCUAUCACUUCCCCUUCUAUAGCUGGACAGACUCCGUCAAAACCAUCGAAAUUAUCGCCUCAAGAGUCGAUCAAUGCACGUGAAAGAAGCUCGAUCGAUAGUUGUCUCUCAUCCAAUCGCUUUGCUACUUCAAGUCAAAAACCCAUUCCUGCCCGCCGAGUACAAACCUUGGGGACCAAAUCACCCGUUAUCCCAAGCAAAAGUGUUGACACAAAAUCGAGGCAAAAGUCUGUUGCAGAGAGGAGAAAGAUAUUUGAGACAGCAAGCCAGCAAACUGGAAUCUCAGUUUCUCCCUGUGCGCCUUUAGUUCCUCGGUCACCAUCACGGCUGGCCCAUUCCAAAAGCUGGCGGUCGCUCAAGAGCAGGCGUUCUGCCGCACAAUCUUCUGCAGAUCAUGAGUCAACAGACCAUGACCCAAACGCAACCUCAAAAACACGUUCUCCGGCAUCCCGAUUGAUCCCCUCGCCCAGGACUCUUCUGGCUUCUGACGAUCCGUUUGUAACGUGGCGAUCCCCAUUGACCCGGCCAGACGAUUCAUGGACGUCCUUCAAGUAUAGCAGUCUCGCGACAACGACACCAGAUGCAAGCCCAAGCUAUAUAAGGUCCCAGUAUACCGAAGCGUCAUCGCGAAUGGAUAAGAGACUAUCGGCACACGAUGUCAAAUUCGAGUCUGUACGCCCCAAUGAUCCUGCCCAAAGACAAACCUCAACCGAAGAAAAUCGACAUCACGGAUGGGUGCGCCAUGCUCAAAAGAUAGCAUCUUCAUUGUCUAACACAGUAUAUGGGGGAACCUCAAGCACCCGAAACAAAUCUCUUACACCUCCUAAUACCUUUGAUCAGGUUCCCUUCAGCAAGAAUGAUCACAUGCCCUUCAAGCUUACGAGCGCAAGCAGCACAAGUCGUCCCAAGCUGCCACAUUCUAAAAUCUCAGGCUUUCGAAAAAGACUUGAACAGUCAAAAGAACGACCAUCAGUUGCAUUUGCGCUUAUUAACAAGAAGCGUCACGAAUCCGUCCCCACAACGGUUGGAGCGCCAAUUUCACAUCCGGGACUUCCACUACCCAAGUCUUUUAGUUCAACAGAGUCGGAAGUUUUAAAUACACCAAAGGUUAGGUCCAAAAGCCAUGCCCCUUACCGAAGCCAGACCCCUGUGAGAUCACUUCAAAAUUCAGUUGGACGUCGGAACACGGAGAAAAGUGACUCGCCUCUGAAGCAAAAGAUCAAUCUUUUCGAGUCAUUGGAUCGCCAUAAUUCGUCUUCUCAUGAUCUCAUCGUGGGAAUUGACAGCCAACAAACAUUUGCCAAGCCUGAUGAACGAAGGGGCUCAAUCAUAGCCCCCCUCCGAUCCUUUCGGGGAAAGUUACGGCGAAUAUCUACGUCUUGUCGAAGAACACCAUCAGAAUGGAGCACUACGAGUUCGAGAGAUGUCGGUAACUCCGCAAUGCAAAGUUCUGAUACCAGCCUGGUGGCUCAAGAAGAACAAACUGUUACGGCAACAGCUGAGGAACCCUUGUCACCCCACACGAUUGAUCCCAUUCCAUUGCAGCCUAUUCUCAAGCAGACCUUUCUCACCAAUGAAAUAUCACCUCUUGUGCUGGAAAAGCCUUUGUCUUUCCCUCGAGCUUCCGUUGCCCGAACGGGCUUUAAUAUUGAUGGUGAGGCUGGCUCGGGUAUAGCGCCCCUUCCUUUGUUCGCCGAACCUCAAAGACGAUUCUCUCGCACUAAGCAUGUUCUCUCUCGAGCUGCCAACCGGUUUUCCCUCCCAGAUACUGAAACCGAAUUUGAGUUACUUGAACUUCUCGAGGACAAUCUCAAAAGUGUGUCUGAAGAGAGUCCCCCCAUCUCUAAUGCGCGCUGUUUGUUAGAACAACCCAGACCAGUGCGCGCAAAUGAGCUGAGACGACUUGUCAGUAUGUGCAAGGACAAAGUCAGAAAGAUCUCAGGUGGUCGUAGCGAGUAA